This is a messenger RNA of Fomitiporia mediterranea MF3/22, 1107 nucleotides long. RefSeq lists its product as uncharacterized. The transcript is spliced from 6 exons. The record is from RefSeq and is a predicted model, not a curated record. NCBI's taxonomy places the organism in Eukaryota, Fungi, Basidiomycota, Agaricomycetes, Hymenochaetales, Hymenochaetaceae. Bases 1 to 1107 code for a protein of 368 amino acids.
AUGCCACGUAAUCCCACACAGAAACGACCUUCACAAAGCAAUCCUAUGGUGGAAGCAGUAGAAGGCAAACGACAGUCUAAGCUGAGUAAGAAGAUUCUUGAGGCUGCAAGUCAGGAUGCUCCUGUAUUGAAGCAUCAUGGUCGCCCUCCCAAGCAAGUGCCAGGACAAAGCGACUUAAAUACUGAUGUCCAUGGUGACAAAGCUAAACAUACUUCAGUCUGGGUUGAUGAAGGAGCUCUGGCGAAACUUCAAGACAAGAACAGAGUUGAUGGUGGGAUUCAUGUGGCUCAAGAGACUAAGCAUUAUAAAGAUUUUUGUCAACACAAAGGGUCCAGUGUAAAUGCACUCACACUGGGAAGUGCUACAAUCAUCACAAAUUCUGAAGAUGACUGUAACGAAAAGAACAACGACGAGUUGAAGCCUGUUGUCCUACAUUGCAAGCGUGGUCGCCCUCCGAAAGCUGCUAAUGCAAUGCAAAUGGAGCCAGCAAGUGAAGAGGGGGCUGUUUUCCCGCCAUCCGGGCCAGCUCCUGUUCUUACCAGUUUGAGCGACAUUGGUGCCUUUGACGAUGAAUUAGCAGAAGAUACGCUUGCGCAAAUUCUUGCGGACGGUAUUGCAAAUGAUACAAUCACCUUGUCUGAAUCCGAUCCCGAAGAAGAUGAUGGUGAUAUAUUAUUGCCAGUCACAUCAAGCCUGCAUGUACACGAAAGCACGCCACAUGUGCGCAAGGCGACUGGACACCUAAAGGUCAAGGUCAAGGUUCACGAUAGGGUUGCGGAGCGGAACAUAACCAUAUCCUCUUUGGACCAAUACGUUGACAUUUUGGAGACAACAGUCCAGGCAAUGAAGCGACCUAACCAUUGUGUCGAGAUAGGAUAUGAGGCUCCCUGGAGCUCAAAGGUAGGGACGAAAAGAAGCCUUGCAUACAUAUCCAACUCGGAUGAACUUGAAGAGUUUUGGAAUGCCUACCGUAGGUAUAUGAAGAGUCAACAGAGCAAACGCCGCAAGCGUAGUGAAGAGAUUGUCUGUGGGAUAAUAUUCUGUAACAUGUUGGAUGCUGCCCAGGUAAUAUAUUUCUCAUUUCAUUGUAAAAAUUCAGUUGCUUAG